Molecule: messenger RNA, 1959 nt
Organism: Pimephales promelas (fathead minnow)
Lineage: Eukaryota; Metazoa; Chordata; Actinopteri; Cypriniformes; Leuciscidae
Gene: plex9.2
Product: PML-like exon 9.2
Biological process (GO): DNA catabolic process
Cellular component (GO): cytoplasm
Molecular function (GO): nucleic acid binding; 3'-5'-DNA exonuclease activity
Source: RefSeq, a predicted model, not a curated record
CGUACGCCUUUAAGCCAAUCAGUUUGGACUACUGAUAAACGUCAUGUCGUGCCGUAAUUAAUAUUCAUGAUCCAAACAUUCAAACGGAAAAAGGGAAAAAGCAACAUCCGAUUAGUUUGUUUAAAAUGAGUAAUGGAUUCUAGCUCUCAGCGUGCACCGUGUACUGUGUUCUUUGAUUUAGAGACAACUGGUCUGGACCGUUCCUGUGAGCUGGUCCAGCUGGCGGCAGUGAGCGGGAGUCACACGUUCAACCUCUUCGUGGUUCCUCGUCGGCCGAUGCAACCCAGCGCCUCCAGGAUCACAGGUUUCAGUGUGAGACGCCAGCGUCUGUUUCUCCACCGCAGGCCGGUUCUCACCAGCUCUCUCCGAGAAGCCCUGGUCUCCUUCAUCACCUUCCUCCAGAUGUUGGGUCGGCCGCUCCUGGUGGGUCACAACAUCCGCCGGUUCGACUGUCCUGUUCUGGCCAGAGCGCUGGAUGAGUUCAGCCUUAGGUCAGACUUCCAGAAACACGUGUGUGGAUUCGUGGACACUCUUCCGUUGGCCCGACAGCUUCUCAAAGACAGCGGCCUCCAGAGCUUCAAGCAGGAGAACCUGGUGAAGAGCCUGCUGGGAGUUUCAUACGCGGCCCAUAAUGCUCUAGAGGACGUGCGAGCGCUGCAGAGACUCUACUGGGCCCUCGAGCCCACGGCCAAUCAGAUUCAGCAGCACAUUUUCACUCUGGACUCAUUGGCUGCUGCAUCUGUCAAUCAUGAGUAGCAUUAUGGGAUGUGUUGAAUAUGAUCACUUCAGUGGAUAUCACAGAUGAUUAACAUCUUAGCAAACGUCCAGCUGCUCUCAAACAAGUGAAGCAAAUUUGUACAUUGAUAUUCAUACUCCUGCACUGAAGGAGCAAACAAAGAGCUGUGGUCAUCAGGACAUCAUCUCUUCUCCAGUGAUGGACAGAACUUUGUCCAAGAAACAUGUUUUGUGAGUAAUGAGGUGACCCCUGACCUCCAGACAGAUAGGCAUGAGGCUCGUUCGCUCCCAGAAACAUGGCUUCCCCCGGCUGCAGCACCAUCCGGUUCAGGAAGUAAAUGGAAAAGCAUCCGAUGUCCCCGGGAUACUGGGAAUGCAGUCGGAGCAGCAGCUCUCCGUUACUCCUGGACGUGUCUUUGCCUGCAGCCUCUGGGACAAAACAGCAGGCUCAACUUUCAGCUUUAAUCCAUUAAACACUCACUUUUGAGGAAGCCCAAGAUCUCCUCCAUCGGCCGGAAGCCGCAGAGCCCUUCGAAGCGAGUGAGUGCGAUGGCCAUCUCCGGUUUGUGGUUGUUGUCUGGGUAAUGUUCAGGAAACUGCGCAUGGAGUCUGGCAGCCAACUCCUGUCAAGAGACAAGGACAAGAUACAUCAGCGGAUCGCUCUGCUCGUACCCGAGUACAUUUCUAUGAGGAACACGGCCUCCAAUCUCACCCUGUUGGGAUGCGCCUGGAUGGACAGAGCCGUGUUGACGGACAGCACUUUGAAAAGGAAAGGGAGCUGCCCGUGGAAUGUGUCCUUGACCUUUGACCCCAGGCAGCCUGGGAAAUCUGCAAUCCACUGUCCCAGUGUCCUCUGGGAUAUCCUGUUGUCUUUGAUGAGAGCGUCGCCUUUGGGAUGAGCACCCAUCCAAAGCUUGAAAGACAGCAGAAAACAAACAUGUAAUGAUCAGAGAUUCAUUUAGUCUCUUAUUAUUGACUGUUCUUAAAGGUGCAGUCACUGAUCUGUAUAAUGAUAUAUAUAUAUUUAGAUCAGUGGGUGAAGUGCGAAUGUCAAAAUGAAGGGUCCUUUAAGAUCUGAACACAUGCUGUGGGUUCAUUAAUAGACUGCCAGAUAAAGUGAAUGUCAGGCUGACCUUUAAGUGAGCUGCUAUUUUCAGAGACACUUGCGCUUGUUAAAGUCUGAUACACAAUGAGUGCGAUGAAACUGUGGUUUUCUGUCUUGUA